GGGCGGCCGAAGAAAGUUAACGUGCUUCCAGGAGCAGCGCCCUGGAGUCAGUCUUCCUGCGACCGUUGUGCCCGACGAGACGAGACAUCCAGCAAGAAUGGGAAUCACCUACGAGCCCCUGAACGCCGACGUGGCGGAGCGCAUCGACAACCUGUUCGGCCACAAGAACUGUCUGAUCGAGGUGAACCCCGGCAAGGUGCUGAUGCCGCCGCGCUAUGAGGAGAUCGGCGACCGCAUCCGCAGCGCCGACGUGCGGCCCGACGACGUCUGGGUCGUGUCCUACCCGCGCACCGGCAGCACGUGGGCCCAGGAGAUGGUGUGGUGUCUCGGCAACGACCUGGACUUCGAGCGCGCCAAGAUGGUGCAGCAGUUCCGCACGCCGCUCAUCGAGCUGACGGCCGUCAUGAGCCACGACGAGGACGGCUUCACCAAGGCGCUGGGCGACUCGGUGGACCUGGUGGCCAGCAUGCCGUCGCCGCGCUUCAUCAAGAGCCACCUCACGUGGGACCUGCUGCCCGAGCAGAUGCUCACCGUCAAGCCCAAGGUGGUGUACGUGGCGCGCAACCCCAAGGACAUGUGCGUGUCCUACUACCACUACUGCCAGCUGGUGCACCGCCUCGCCGGCGGCUUCGAGGAGUUCGCCGAGCUCUUCCUGCAGGACAAAGCCCCCGUCGGCCCCAUCUGGCGUCACAUCCUCAGCUUCUGGGAGAAGCGCGACGACCCCAACGUGCUGUUCCUCAAGUACGAGGACAUGAAGAGGGACCUGCCGUCGCAAAUCCGCAGGACCGCCGAGUUCCUCGGCAAGAAGGUGACCGACGAGGACGUGGAGAAGCUCGUCGACUACCUGAGCUUCGACAAGAUGAAGAAGAACCCCGCCGUGAACCUGGAGGUCGUGAUGGCGCAGAAGUACGGCGAGGAGAGGAUGAAGGAGGCCGACGCCAAGUUCAUCCGAAAGGGCCAGGUCGGCGACUACAAGAACUACAUGUCGGAGGAGAUGAUCGCCAAGUUCGACGCGUGGACCGAGGAGAACCUGGCCGGCACCGGCCUGAGCUUCGAGUAGGCCCGUUUCCCCGAACCUCUCUCAAUGGACUGACAGUACUUUAGGCUAAUUUAUUGGUUAAGCUUAAUCGAAGGGCGCCCCGCGCCGCCCCGCCGCGUCAAGUUACCCUCCGUCCGAAGGGCGUCGCGAGGCCUUGGCGGCCCCGCCAGCUCGCGCCGCCCGGAGGACUGUCCUUCGAGGACCUUAGAGUUUCCCUGUACAUAGCAUAGACGUUUAUCGUGACCUUGUGCCACAUCGUACCGUAAGAGUGUCGUCGCCAGAGUAUGUUAGAUUGUUGUUAUUAUUAUUAUUGUUGCAGUUUUGUUACUUAUUUGAUAAUUGUUGACCAAUAAAAUAUGUGCCAAACACAAGAAAAAAAGAUCAUGGAGGGUCGUGUCAGCGUGAAAGGAAACAGAGAAACGCUGAUAAUAAAUGUAAAUGCAUUUAUUUUUC
Molecule: messenger RNA, 1492 nt
Organism: Thrips palmi
Lineage: Eukaryota; Metazoa; Arthropoda; Insecta; Thysanoptera; Thripidae
Gene: St2
Product: luciferin sulfotransferase
Exons: 7
Coding region: 98-1060 (320 amino acids)
Biological process (GO): sulfation
Cellular component (GO): cytoplasm
Molecular function (GO): sulfotransferase activity
Source: RefSeq, a predicted model, not a curated record